CAAUGGGAAUCUCCCGUAAAUUCUUCAUUCUACUUCUUUUUCUCUUUAUCCCAUUCUAUCCCAAUUCAUGAUUUCCCCUGUCUUUAGUCGCUGUCCUAGACAAUCACUCCGACCUGUCCUCUCUGCUUUUACGAUCUUCAAUCGAGCGCGCAUUUCCUCGGUUUCAUUGUUAAUCUUUGGAAAACGUCACUUCGCAAUGCCACCGAAAAGAACGACAAAGCAGAAAGCUACGAGCGAUGACGAGAUCGAAGAAACAUCCACGAAAAGAGCCAAGCUAGGAAAUGGUUCUCUGGGCCAUUUACAUAAGCCUCAUCACUUUGCAGCCGAGGCUGAAGAGCACGGAAUUGUUCUACGCAAGUAUUACCCUCAUGAGAUGAGCAAUGACCGUGCUCAAGCCUACAACAAUAAUGGGAUUCCUCGUCCUAUUGAGCAACUCGAAGCCGCGUUGGAAGAAACCGCAUCUGAACGCCGAAACGUAAAAGUGAAGGAGGCUGUAAUACAUUGGUUCAAGACAGAUUUGCGGACGACGGAUAACCGAGCACUGUGGGAAGCGAGCCAGAAGGCCCGAGAAGCUGACGUACCUUUAAUAUGUAUUUACAUAGUAAGCCCCGAAGAUUUCGAGGCACAUUUGACGGCUCCGAUACGUGUUGAUUAUGUCAUGCGUACACUGCGAAUUUUAAAAGAAGAUCUCGAAGCCCUCGACAUCCCUCUCUAUGUGGAAACCGUUGGAAAGCGAAGGGAUAUACCUGAGCGCAUCACGGACUUUAUGGAAGAAUGGGGUGCAAGCCAUUUAUAUGCUAAUAUCGAGUACGAGGUUGACGAACUAAGGAGGGAGGCAAAGAUGGUUAGACUAUGUGCUGAAAAGGGGUUGGUCAUGAAUGCCUUCCACGAUUCAUGCAUCGUCCCACCAGGAAACUUACAUACAGGCGCUGGGAAGCAGUACGCUGUUUAUUCGCCGUGGUUCAGGGCCUGGGUAGCACACAUCCACUCAAACCAGGAGCUUCUUAGUCAAUUCGACUCGCCGGCAAAGAAUUCAUCAGCUGCAAGAGAGAAAGUGGCUGCGCUGUUUGACUGCGAAAUACCAGAAGCUCCAGAGAAUAAAAGGUUACCUGAGGAAGAAGCGAAAAGAUACCACGCCACUUGGCCUGCUGGAGAACACGAAGCUAUGGAUAGGCUUGAUAAAUUCUGCGAAGUGAAAAUUGCCCAGUAUAGCAAGAAUCGUAACUUCCCCUCCAAAGCAGCAACGUCUUCGAUAUCGGUCCACCUGGCAGCUGGUACGCUGAGUGCUCGGACAGCAGUGCGGACAGCAAGAGAUAGGAACAAGACGAAGAAACUGGACGCUGGUGUGGAAGGGAUUCAGUCCUGGAUAAGCGAAGUUGCCUGGCGAGACUUCUACAAACACGUCUUGGUCCAUUGGCCUUAUGUCUGUAUGAAUAAGCCGUUCAAGCCUGAGUAUUCAAACAUAGAGUGGUCGUACAACUCGGCGCAUUUCGAUGCAUGGUGCAAUGGGAAAACGGGUUUCCCAAUCGUCGAUGCCGCGAUGAGACAGUUGCGAAACAUGGGGUGGAUGCACAAUCGGUGUCGAAUGGUCGUUGCAUCGUUCCUUUGCAAGGACCUGCUUCUCGACUGGCGCAUGGGAGAGAAGUUCUUCAUGGAGAAUCUAAUCGACGGCGACUUUGCAUCUAAUAAUGGCGGUUGGGGUUUUAGUGCCUCCGUCGGCGUAGACCCUCAACCGUACUUCCGGAUCUUCAACCCGCUGCUCCAAAGCGAGAAGUUCGACGCGGAUGGAGAUUAUAUCAGGAAGUGGAUUCCGGAGCUCGCCCAGAUCAAGGGCAAAGCCAUCCACGACCCGUAUGGUAGGGGUGCUGCGUCACAGGCGAAAAAGGCUGGCUACCCGGAGCCGAUUGUGGUUCAUAAGGAGAGUAGGGAACGUGCUUUGAAUAUGUAUAAAUCUGGUCUUGAACGGGAUAGACCGUGAAACUUAGGUUCACUUAGAUCUGUGACAUCUAUGGAAUAUCAUCUGCUUGUAUAUAUGCUAUUGGGACAAUACAAGAGAUUUUGGGGUUAAGGGUGCUGUACCUGAAUGCGUAGGAGGGAUGGUGACUCUAUACCUAGGUACUUAGGUAUCCGAAUGUGUGGACUUCAUGUUGGGCUUUGUACUGGACAUCAGGUUUCGAGGACCUAUCGUACUUCUUCAACUCUGGAGCACAUUUUUCAAGGAUGGACCUCAAAGUUACGCCUAUGUUAUGAAGCUGAAGAUAGUAGUAAGAAGACUGCUGGUAAAUAUUGAUAUAUUGGUAUGGAAUGUUCACUGUGGAUAAUGAUACAUAACCCUCUCUGUCUUCGU
Molecule: messenger RNA, 2347 nt
Organism: Annulohypoxylon maeteangense
Lineage: Eukaryota; Fungi; Ascomycota; Sordariomycetes; Xylariales; Hypoxylaceae
Product: deoxyribodipyrimidine photo-lyase
Exons: 3
Coding region: 68-1978 (636 amino acids)
Biological process (GO): entrainment of circadian clock by photoperiod; circadian regulation of gene expression
Cellular component (GO): cytoplasm; nucleus
Molecular function (GO): DNA binding; FAD binding
Source: RefSeq, a predicted model, not a curated record